Messenger RNA from Schizophyllum commune H4-8, 925 nucleotides. RefSeq lists its product as uncharacterized. The coding region runs from base 218 to 874 and encodes 218 amino acids. The record is from RefSeq and is a predicted model, not a curated record. Lineage: Eukaryota; Fungi; Basidiomycota; Agaricomycetes; Agaricales; Schizophyllaceae. The transcript has 2 exons.
GACAGAGCGUUCGAUGAAGCAAGUAUGCAACGGGACGAAGACGAAGGAAGAGUUCAUCGAGGAAGACCUGCAGAUGUACAAGGAAAUGUUCGAGGUCUCGGAGCAGGAGAUCAACAAGCUCAUCACGGUCCGCGACUAGACUGAUCAGAAUGCGGUGUACUGACUUCGUUGCAGAGUCUGAAGCGUCGCCUUAACCCACCAGGUGGCGGCGGAGGGAAUGGCGGAGGCGGCGGAGGUGGGGGCGGGGGCGGGGGAGGCGGCGUUGGCCGUGGAGGCGGCGCAGGCCGGGGCGCUCGAGGUGGGCGCGGACGAGGGGCGGGCGGGCCCGCUAGUCGUGGUGCAGGGCGCGGAGGGCGUGGUGGAGGAGGCGCUGGGCGUGGUACGGGGCCGAUCGACAUCCAGUCCGACGACGAAGGGGGUGAUGACGAUGCACCCCCACCUCCCGCUCGCGCGCCACGCAGUCGAGCGCAGCCCGCUGCAUCAACGUCCCGCCAAGCGUCGACCUCACGACCUGCGCCCAACUCGCGCGCACAGCCUUCCACGUCUCGCCCAGCGUUAUGCGCACAGGGCCCCACAUCUAGCGCUCAAGCACCCUCAUCACGAGCCACAGCGCCCGCCCCACGAGCCGCCGCACCCACCUCUCGAGCUACUGCCACCAAGAGCUGCGAAUGCCCCGGCGGGCGCCCCGCCGCGCGCAAGACCUGGGACAACGCCGGAUCGAACCGCGGGCGCGGGUACUUCACUUGCGCGACCGAGGAGUGCGGGUUCUUCGAGUGGGCGGACGAACUCCCAGCGUCAAGCAUUCCGGCGAAGAGACCGGUGGCAGCCGUGGUGCGUAUACUCAUACAUUUGUCUUUUUCUCUUCAUCUUUUAGCCUCGAGUCAUUUAAACUCGUCAAUCGAGGAGCAAGGCGCUUACAUCCAUC